AUGCCUCGCAAGGCAAUUGACUCGCGGAUUCCUGCUCUCAUCCGAAAUGGUGUCCAGGAGAAGAAGCGCAGCUUCUUCGUGGUCGUUGGUGACCAUGCCAAGGAUGUGAUCGUUCACCUUCACUACAUCAUGUCCAGCGUGGAUGUGAAGCAGAACAAGUCAGUCCUGUGGGCCUACAAGAAGGACCUGCUCAAUUUCUCGAGUCACCGCAAGAAGCGCGAAGCGAAGAUCAAGAAGGAGGUCAAGCGUGGCAUUCGCGAACCCAACCAGGAAGAUCCGUUCGAGCUUUUCAUCACCCUCAACCAAAUCCGCUAUGUCUACUACAAGGAAACCGAGAAGAUUUUGGGUAACACCUACGGAAUGUGUGUGCUGCAGGAUUUCGAGGCUAUGACCCCCAACCUGCUCGCUCGCACCGUUGAGACUGUCGAGGGUGGUGGUAUGGUCAUUCUGCUGCUUAAGAGCAUGACCAGUUUGAAGCAACUCUACACUAUGUCCAUGGACAUUCACUCCAGAUACCGAACCGAAGCCCACGACGACGUUGUCGCUCGUUUCAACGAGCGUUUCAUCCUGUCUCUGGGAAGCUGCGAUUCCUGUCUCGUGGUCGACGACGAAUUGAACGUGCUGCCCAUCUCCGGCGGCAAGACCGUCAAGCCUCUCCCCGCCCCCGAAUCCACCGAUGAUACCGUCACUGGAACCAAGAAGGAGUUGAAGGAAAUCAAGGAGAGCUUGGCCGACGCGCAGCCCGUUGGCCCACUUCUCAACUUGGCCCGCACCACCGAUCAGGCCAAGGCCCUCCUCACAUUCGUUGAUGCGAUCGCCGAGAAGACCCUCAAGAGUACUGUUGCCUUGACUGCUGGUCGUGGACGUGGAAAGUCCGCUGCUCUUGGUGUCGCUAUUGCUGCAGCCAUUGCACACGGAUACAGCAACAUCUUCAUUACUUCUCCCAGCCCGGAGAACUUGAAGACUCUAUUUGAGUUCAUUUUCAAGGGUUUCGAUGCUCUUGGAUACCUUGACCACAUUGAUUACACUAUUCUCCAAUCAACCAACCCCGAUUUCAACAAGGCAGUUGUCCGCGUCAACAUCCAUCGCAACCACCGUCAAACUAUUCAGUACAUCCAGCCCCAAGAUGCACACGUCCUUGGCCAGGCUGAGCUUCUGGUCAUUGAUGAAGCUGCCGCCAUUCCCUUGCCUUUGGUGCGCAAACUCAUGGGACCUUACCUGGUCUUCAUGUCCUCCACUAUCAAUGGAUACGAAGGCACGGGCCGGUCCCUGUCUUUGAAGCUGAUCCAGCAGCUCCGUGAACAGUCUCGAAGUGGAGUUCAGGCAGCUGACACCGACGUUGCUGACCGCAGCACCGGCAAAUCAGCCAAGUCUGCCGACAAGAACCUCACCGGCCGAAGCUUGCGGGAGAUCACCCUCGCAGAGCCCAUUCGUUAUGCGCCCGGUGACUCGGUCGAGAAGUGGUUGAACAAGGUCCUCUGCCUUGACGCUACCCUUCCUAAGUCGCGCAUGAACACACAAGGCUGUCCCCACCCCUCUCAGUGCCAGCUGCUUCAGGUCAACCGUGACACUCUGUUCUCUUUCCACCCCGUUUCAGAGAAGUUCUUGCAGCAGAUGAUGGCGCUGUACGUUGCCAGUCACUACAAGAACACUCCCAACGACUUGCAGCUUAUGAGUGAUGCCCCCGCUCACCAACUCUAUGUCCUUGUUCCUCCUAUCGACGAGGAAGCUACCAAGUUGCCCGAGCCCCUUUGUGUGAUUCAAGUCGCCCUCGAGGGUCGCAUCAGUCGUCAAAGUGUGCUCAACAGCCUGAGCCGUGGCCAGCGCGCCGGAGGUGAUCUCAUCCCCUGGUUGGUCAGCCAGCAAUUCCAGGACGAGAACUUCGCCAGUCUCUCUGGUGCUCGUGUGGUCCGCAUCGCUACCAACCCCGAAUACAUGGGUAUGGGAUACGAGAACAGCAUUGCUCCCGAGGAAGAAAUGGUUCGAGUUACAGAUGAGGAGCUCGCUAGCUCUAGCCUUCUGGAAGAUAACGUGCAAGUUCGGGACAUUCGCAGCAUGCCUCCCUUGUUUGGCAAGCUGACCGAGCGUCGUCCUGAUGCGCUGGACUACAUCGGUGUCAGCUACGGUCUAACAUCAUCCCUUCACAAGUUCUGGAAGCGCGGCUCUUUCCACCCCGUUUACCUGCGCCAGACCCCCAACGAACUCACCGGAGAGCACUCUUGCGUCAUGGUCCGCACUCUGUCCACCGCUGAAACCGACGAUGCUUGGCUGAGCGCCUACACGCGCGAUUUCCACAAGCGUUUCCUCUCCCUUCUGUCCUACCAAUUCGGCCAGUUCCCAUCUGUUCUAUCACUGAGCAUUUGUGAGUCCGCCAACUCCGGUGCCAAGAAGGACCCGAAGUUCAAGUCCCGCCUGCUGAAGAAGGCCGAUCUGGAUGACCAGUUCUCGCCCUUCGAUCUCAAGCGUCUUGAUAGCUACGCCAACAACCUUUUGGAUUACCACGUCAUUCUCGACAUGGUCCCCAUCCUUUCUGAAUACUACUUCAGCAACCGUCUGGAUGGCAAGGUCAGCCUCUCUGGCGUUCAGCAAUCCAUCCUGCUCGCCAUCGGUUUGCAGCACAAGAACCUCGAUGAUCUCGAGAAGGAACUGAACCUCCCCCCAUCUCAACUCCUCGCCAUGUUCCUUAAGAUCAUCCGCAAGAUCUCCACUCACUUCCGCGCCCUGGUCGAGAAGAGUAUCGAGGAUACCCUCCCCGCUAAGAAGCAGGCUCUCGUGACCUCCGCCGCUCACGACGAUGAGCCCGAAGCCAAGCUCCAACCGUUGUCCGUCAGCUUGGAAGACGAACUCCGUGAAGGAAGCAAGAAGAUCGACGAGGAGAUGCGCGCCAAGCAGCGAGCCAUGGCCGAGUCGAACACUGAUGAGAAAGAUGGCUCAAAGGCAUCCAAGCGCAAGAAGGUUGAGACCGCGCGUGAUAUCUACGAUAAGGAGAUCGACUCAAAGAGACAGAAGAUCAUCAAGAAGGGCACCGAGGGCCGCAAAAAGCGUUGA
Molecule: messenger RNA, 3048 nt
Organism: Penicillium brevicompactum
Lineage: Eukaryota; Fungi; Ascomycota; Eurotiomycetes; Eurotiales; Aspergillaceae
Product: ribosome biosynthesis protein KRE33
Exons: 3
Coding region: 1-3048 (1015 amino acids)
Biological process (GO): rRNA acetylation involved in maturation of SSU-rRNA
Cellular component (GO): nucleolus; 90S preribosome
Molecular function (GO): 18S rRNA cytidine N-acetyltransferase activity; tRNA binding; ATP binding
Source: RefSeq, a predicted model, not a curated record